AUGGCUCAAGUAAAUGGCAGCAACGGUGUCCUUCCAUCGAUGAUCAAGAAGCGAUUCCUUUCCAAGCCUAAUGAGGUGGGAGUGGUGGCCGUUGGUUUUGCUCAAGGGCAGUGCAAGCCCGGAGUCGAUGCAGGUCCUACUGCGCUGAUCGACGCCGGCCUUCUCCAGCAACUCCACGAGGAUCUAGACUACAAAGUGUCCUACGAUAAUACCGUCCACAGCUACUCCGACAUCGUCCCAACCACCGACCCAGACUUCCGCGGCAUGAAGAAGCCGCUAGCCGUCAGCGCCGCGACAGAGAAGCUCAGCCAGCAAGUCUACGAACAUGCGCGCGACGGCAAGUUUGUCCUAACCCUGGGCGGCGACCAUUCCAUCGCGAUCGGGACCGUGUCGGGGACCGCUAAGGCUAUUCGCGAGCGGCUGGGGCGGGAGAUGGCCUUGAUCUGGGUCGAUGCGCAUGCGGAUAUCAACACUCCGGAGACGAGCGGUAGCGGGAAUAUUCACGGGAUGCCCGUGGCGUUCCUGACGGGUCUGGCGAAGGAGGACCGGCGUGAUAUUUUCGGGUGGUUGGAGAAAGACCAUCUGAUCAACACGAGGAAGCUGGUGUAUAUUGGCCUGCGCGAUGUGGAUCGCGGGGAGAAGAAGAUUCUAAGGGAGAAUGGGAUUAAGGCUUUUAGUAUGCAUGAUGUUGAUAAACACGGCAUUGGACGAGUUGUUGAGAUGGCGCUGGCGCAUAUUGGAUCGGAUACACCAAUCCACCUCUCAUUCGAUGUGGACGCUCUCGAUCCGCAGUGGGCUCCCAGCACGGGGACUCCAGUCCGAGGCGGGUUAACUCUCAGGGAAGGAGAUUUUAUCGCGGAAUGUGUUCACGAGACCGGUAACCUGGUUGCGAUGGACCUUGUCGAGGUAAACCCAAGCCUGGAAAUCAUUGGUGCCAGUGAGACCGUCCGGGCGGGUUGCUCUUUGGUCCGCUGUGCAUUGGGUGACACUCUGCUCUGA
Blastomyces dermatitidis ER-3 is the source of this 999-nucleotide messenger RNA. RefSeq names its product arginase. The transcript is spliced from 3 exons. NCBI's taxonomy places the organism in Eukaryota, Fungi, Ascomycota, Eurotiomycetes, Onygenales, Ajellomycetaceae. The coding region runs from base 1 to 999 and encodes 332 amino acids. Gene Ontology annotation, molecular function: arginase activity; manganese ion binding. The record is from RefSeq and is a predicted model, not a curated record. Gene Ontology annotation, cellular component: cytoplasm; nucleus; cytosol.